AGAUGCCUAACAUAACCCAGUCUCUCUUUUUCGAUUCAUUAAGAGACUGCGAACGCAAACUACUUGCUCUCUGUCGUCACAAGAACAAGGAAGACACAUACCGCCCAUAAUCGUUUCAAUAAUAAUAAUAAAAUAUAUAGAAGAGGAAAACUCGCUGUGACUCCAUAGCGUACAGCUCAGUUUUCUUCACACCGUGCGUCACCGUCGCCUGUCUUUUUAAUCAACAUUUGUGUUGCUUCUUCUCCGUUCUCUCUUCUGUGUUUUUCCUUUAUCGUGUGUGUGCGAAACACAACGAUUCUCGAACCUCUCAGGUGAUGUGAGAGAACACUUCGAAAAGCACCUGUACCUGUACGCGCACACAGAGAAAAGUGUUGUCACUUCCAUUUGUUUCGCAGCCUUUUCUGGGGGCCUUGUUUCUACUCCAGCGCUCCGUUUCCUAAUUCCAUCAUUGAUCUUCGCGUUCUUUCAAGUAUUUGAUUUCUGUCGUGCUGCAUCGUACAGGCAUCGCACGCAUCCACACACACACACGCACACACGCACACACGCACAAACUACGAGAGGCAAUUACGUACUCGUUUCUUCUCCGAGAAGUGUCUUUGCCGCCUUCUGUCUUUUUAUCUAUUCUCUUUAUUAUUAUUGUUACUAUUCACGCUCCUGCAAGGCCGUUUGUGUGGCUUCUUUGGCCCUCUGCUCUUUGUGAGUCCACAAAGACACGGGAGUUUCAAAGAUCGGGUUCACUUAGUUUACGGUGAAGGAGUUCUGCGCGGGCAAGGGUUUUGGGUGCUUUUACCUGUUAUCCGGCUUGCGUAAAAGGAACUCAGCGGGAGAACGCUAUUUUUCUUUUAGCUUCUUUUUUUUGCGAUAUAACACCGGGAUACUAUUUUUUCUGGUUUUCCUGUUGGGGUGUUUUGCGAAGUGGAGACGUUGCUUUGCUCGCUGAGUGUGUGUUGGGCGUUGUGUGCGUGGGGUUUGGAGUAUCGCCAGGAAAAUACUUCUGUACAAGUUUCAGCGUCGCACCGACGACACCCUCGCCGAAAAGGUAGGUCAUUGCACGUGCGUGUCCUUCUCCUUAUCACAUUGCGACGGAGCGCGUUCGAUUUCGUCGUUUGCCGUUGCGUACCUUCUUCCUUGUUUCGUUGCUUCUGCCUUCUCCGAUAGCUUCUUGUUGACGCCUAGCUCUUUUUUUACUGAAGUAGAAGAACAAAAAACUACAUCAACCACAUCAUUGACUUGCCUUUCCCUUUCCCUUUUCGCUGAGCGUACGGUACUGUUCCUAUUAUUUCCUGUGCCUCCCGUACCGUCUUCGUUUCAUUCCACGCCUUCAUCUUUUUCGUUGUGCUGACUUCGUGUGGGUGCCGUGUCCCCUGCUUCCUCUUCCCGUCUCACCGUUUUCGCUUCGCCUUUUCUUUUGGGGUCGGUGUGCUUCGUUUUCUUUUUUUCCCUUUUCCUUCUGCAGCAUCGUCAACGGCUACAAUGUCGAAGGACAUAGAAAGUAAGAAGGAUUCUCCAAAGGAGGUCAAUAAACUAGUAGUGGUAAAGAAGGUAAGGACGGUCGUGAAGGCGCCGAUUUCUCCUGCGGCCGACAAACCCCGCAGUGCGGACAAAGCACCGACGCCCAUCGCGAAGAACAACCCACUGGUGAACCAGUUCAAGAACGGUGACGCACCUCCGUCCGUUCCUUAUGCCGCCAUCUCCAUCAAAACCGCAGCAACGGAGCAGCCGAAACCGGUGCCGCCGCCCAGCUUCGUUCCCUUGGACAUGGCCAUGCUGAACUCCUCAACGGAGACGGGUGACCGUCGCACCGAGACGGCGUCCAGCGGCUUCGAGUACCGCACCGACACGCAGUCGACGGAGGUGGUGCAUGAGGCCGACACGCCGAACUCCUCGCUGGACUUCCACGAAGAAGAGGAUGUCGAUCAGCCGGUGACGGCAGUGAUGAUGGUAGAGACACAGUCGCAGGAGGCGGGGAAGAGGUCGCCGUCUCCUGCAGCGGAGGUUUCACGGGAGCCACCGUCGCCUCCGGCGCGGCCGCCACAACAGCAAUCGAUGAAGAACGACCCGGAGAGCGAGAAAGCGAGUGCGUCCGUCAUUACAGGGAGUACGGAUGAGGCAGUCACGGAGACCACGAACCGAAACGGCAAAGUGAAGCAGAAGCUGUUCUCCGAUGCAGAUAGCUCCUGCAGUGAGAACGUUUCCACAAGCAGCCCGAAGGAGGUGAACAACCCGUCGUGCAGCCUGCUGACUCUGAACGCCGCCUCUCCACUCGCGCCGCCGGCUGAGCCGACGGCACCGAAGGAGACGAACGCCACCCGUCUUGCGAUGGAGUACCGUGUGGGCGACAUGGCCCCGGUGCUGGUGAGGGGGCAGAAGUACGUAUUUGACUAUCAUGACAUGCGCUGGCGGACGCACGACAUCACGGUGCGCCUUCUGCACCCGAACCGCGGCGUGGGUCAGGACAAAUACUUCGCGAUCUUUUCUGCCGAGCUGCUCGACCCGAUUAAAGCGGCGGCGCCGAUGUUUGCGAAGGUGUACCGCCGCAACGUCGCUGAUGUGGCCGAGGCGGACUACUUCAGUCUCGGACAGGCGCAGGCGCUCUGCGAGGAAUUUGCUCGCGACUACGCUCGUCAGAAGCCCCGCCCCGGCUACCCGAGGUACCGCCUGCCAUUGUUGACGAAUCGGGUGGUCGUGCGGCUGAACAUGAAGUCCAUUGCCGACCCAGCCAUGCGCCGCGCGCGGAAAGGGUUUUUCUCCUAUCGCACCGAAGAUACCCGCCAGCUGCUGUUCUUCAUGGAGCCGAACACGAUUGCCUGUGCGGCUGUUGGCGCGUCCUUCACGUCGCCGGAGGUGGACAACGGCAAGUGCUACCCCCAAGGCGACCUUGCCUGGCCGCGUCAAGUCUACUCCGACAUCGCUGACGGUCUCUCGCACUUCUCCUUCGUGCAGAGCCGCGGCAAGAUGGUGAUGCACGGCUUCCUGCACAGCAACGGCUACCUGCUCGAUCCGCUUUUCCACACCACUGACCGCGAAGGCUUCCGCAUGGGCGACGGUGGCAAGAAGGCGAUUGAUGAGUGGGUGGCACGGCACCGGUGCGGAGAUACCUGCCGUUCCCUUGGCAUCCGCAGCCUGUGCGAGGACACCGUCGACGUCAGCGCCGCUGCCGUAUUCAAUCCGCUCGCCAACACAGACAACCACUACACCGACUACCUUCGCUCCGUGCGGCAGAUGCGUGUGGUCGUGCGCAUCGACCUCGGCGCGCACGACUUGUCGGAGGAGCGGACGGAGGAUGACUUUGACAGCUUCUCGCAGAGGUCGGAGAGCCUCGUCUCUGCUGUCGGUGCCGUGCACGCGGUGCCGGUUGCGUCUGCGUCCUUCCCGGUGACGUUGAACGCCGUCAAGUACGUCUUUCUUCCAGCGCGGGCGAGAUGGGAGAAGGUGCCCAUGAAGAUGACAGUCCUCUCGCCGAACAAACCCGACAUGGCUGAUGAGCGCAGUGCGUACUUCACGAUUGAGGAGGUGCACGAGGGCGCGCCGUCCAUCCCGAUGCGGGCGAAGUUUAUUCUGCGCCAUGACACAAAGGAUGCGGACUAUUAUCACGUCGGCGACGCGUAUUGCGUGUGCGUGGCGCUUGGGCAGGUCUUCCGCAGCUACCGCAAGAACGGUGUCUUCGAGCGCGAGCUGGAGUUUCGCUCGGCCUACGCGGUGCGUGUGCCGCAGUCGGAAAUCCCAGAGAGCCUCAGGGCCCACAUGCGCUGCGACAGCUUCUUCGCGCACACAACGGCGGACUCCGGCGAUGUCAUGUUUAUCCUCGAGCCCACCUUCCGGUCCGACGCGCCGCCGCGCCCCGCCGGUGCAGGCGGGAUGCCAAAGGACGCGCAGGGCUUCGAUGACCGCGAACUGCGCCAAGUUGUGGACGCCUUUUCGCACUUCACGUUGCACAAGUCCGGCAACCACCUCCUUGUCUGCGAACUCAAGUGCAAGGACGGGCUGCUCACACGCCCGCACAUCGACACGUCCAACGGCCGUGGCUUUGAGACGAUCAACGACGGCGAGCGCGGCAUUCGGCAUUGGGUGAAGCAUCACACGUGCAACCCGCUCUGCGCCCUUCUCGGCAUGGAGCCACUACCGCCGCGGCUGAAGCUGUACAACAUCUCCAACAAUCGCCUCAUGAAGUACAUCAACCUUGUCCAGCAGCACACACUGCAGGAGGAUGAGAAGGUCGACUUCAAUCUGCCACCGCGUUCACCGUCGGAGAUCGGAAGUCGCUACGCUUCGGAGCAGCGCGAGGCGAGUAUGGAGAACAACGCCUCCGCUGAGCAGGCCUGUGCUUCGAACAGCACCUCGACCGCGGUGUCGCCGCUGAAGGAGGACGGUGGGCUGCUGCUGCGGCCAUGGGUGCACACCGGCAAGGGCACCAUCCCGAAAUCUCCGGCCAAGAAGAACGGCGUGCUCGACUCCGGCCCGCGCCGUCCCCUCACGCUUGCGGAUCUAAACAAGCUGCAGAGAAGGGGCAUCGACACGAAGUACAUCCUCCCCGCCACGAAGUACGACUACGACAUCAACACCCUCUCGUGGAAGGUGAGCCGCAUGUUUGUGCGCAUUGUCGCGCCGGAACGCGGAAUUGGGCAGGGCGGCAUGCGUGUGUGCUUCGAGGUGACCGACAUCGACCCCGAGGAGUGCGAGGAGACGGUGAUGGUGGCGAAGAUGUACCGCCGCACGAUAAAGGACGUGGUGGAGAAGGACUACUUCACGGAGGUGACGGUGCAGAAGCUCUCGGCGCUCUUCGUGCGCGACUUCAACGCCGAGAAGAAGGAGGGCUGCGGCGAGUGGCUGCGUGUGCUGGGCAGCGCCGUCGUCGCCAUCGAGCGGCCGGACCUCAACCCGCAGCUGCUGGCGAAGCGGACGGGCUUCUUCUCGUACCGCACCACCGACUCGCAGCGGGUCAUGUUCAGCAUCGAGCCGCGGCUGGAGGGGCGCUUUACCAAGUACAACGGAAACAUGGGGGAGGCCUACCCAACGAACGAGAGCCGUCUGACCCCGGCCGCCGCGCGGGAGCGCACGAAGGUGUUCGAGGCUGUUGAGGCGCUGUCGCACUACUCACUCGUGAAGAGCGAGGGUGCCCUGCUGCUGUGCGACAUUCAGGGCGUGAAAAACGAGCUGACGGACUUGGAGAUCCACACCUACGACGGCCGGGGCCUCGGCAUCGGCAACUUCGGCGCGCGCGGCAUUGCGAAGUUCGUCGAGCGUCAUCGCUGCACACCGGUCUGCAAGGCGCUCCACUUGGAGAACUUGCAGGAUCAGAAGUUCGACGUUACCGACGAAGUGAAGCGGAACAACAAGUAUGUUCGUGUGUUCGAACGCAGCAGGGAGAUUGACACGAUGCCGUAG
Leptomonas pyrrhocoris is the source of this 5385-nucleotide messenger RNA. Its product is annotated as elongation factor-2 kinase efk-1b isoform-like protein. Gene Ontology annotation, biological process: protein phosphorylation. The record is from RefSeq and is a predicted model, not a curated record. The transcript has a single exon. Gene Ontology annotation, molecular function: ATP binding; protein serine/threonine kinase activity. The coding region runs from base 1474 to 5385 and encodes 1303 amino acids. NCBI's taxonomy places the organism in Eukaryota, Euglenozoa, Kinetoplastea, Trypanosomatida, Trypanosomatidae.